Molecule: messenger RNA, 406 nt
Organism: Limulus polyphemus (Atlantic horseshoe crab)
Lineage: Eukaryota; Metazoa; Arthropoda; Merostomata; Xiphosura; Limulidae
Product: junctophilin-2-like
Exons: 1
Cellular component (GO): endoplasmic reticulum membrane; junctional membrane complex; plasma membrane
Source: RefSeq, a predicted model, not a curated record
AUGACAGCGUCUCACGUGCAGCCUCGAACCACAGGCGGUCGUUUCGACUUUGACGAUGGAGGCACUUACUGCGGGGGGUGGGAUGACGGUAAGGCUCACGGACACGGAGUGUGCACGGGUCCUAAGGGCCAGGGCGAGUACAGUGGGUCGUGGCACUUUGGAUUUGAAGUGUCCGGAGUGUACACGUGGCCCAGCGGCAGUACUUUCGAGGGCCAGUGGCAGAACGGCAAGCGUCACGGACUAGGGGUAGAAACACGAGAUCGUUGGGUGUAUCGCGGAGAGUGGACCCAAGGGCUGAAGGGCCGAUAUGGGGUUCGACAGUCACUCACCUCUGGAGCCAAGUACGAAGGCACGUGGGCCAAUGGACUCCAGGAUGGAUACGGCUCUGAGACGUAUGCUGAUGGAG